AUGGACGGCGAGGGCGAUAUCUUUGGGGCGAACAAUCGCUUCUUACUAGAAAAUGCCAAAAAUGACGACACAAAGUUAGCCACGUGGAAGAGACUAGAUGCGAAGGCUCAAGCAGUCAUCGUAGGCAGACUAGGCAGCACAGCUAUGCUGCAUGUACAGAAUUGUGAAACAGCCAAAGAGAUAUGGGACAAAUUAAAUACAAUUUAUGAACAAAAAUCUGAUGUGUCACUCCACAUAUUGCAGCAGCGUUUCUUUGAAGAUGAUGUUCAGAAGAUGUAUCAACAUUCA
Molecule: messenger RNA, 288 nt
Organism: Brenthis ino (lesser marbled fritillary)
Lineage: Eukaryota; Metazoa; Arthropoda; Insecta; Lepidoptera; Nymphalidae
Source: the annotation of a GenBank genome assembly